GCCCCACUGUAACAUAGGAUUUGCCUCUGCUGAGAAUCCAUUUGGAGGAAAGAAUUAGCUAUCCGUCAUCUCCGCUCACAGGACGAUAAUUCCGUUAUUUCCCAUUCGCAUCGUGUAGAGGCGAGACUGUAUUGCGGCCACUGAUAAAGCCGCAAAAUAACAGCUUUGGGUGGAUUUUCGGAGGGGAGAUAAAAUCCACAUUCUCGCUGGACCAUGGCUGACGACGACGUGCUCUUUGAAGAUGUGUACGAGCUCUGCGAGGUGAUUGGGAAGGGCCCGUUUAGCGUGGUACGCAGAUGCAUCAACAGGGACACAGGACAACAGUUUGCCGUGAAGAUUGUGGAUGUGGCCAGUUUCACCUCCAGCCCUGGCCUCAGCACAGAGGAUCUGAAGCGAGAGGCCAGUAUCUGUCACAUGCUGAAGCAUCCACACAUUGUGGAACUGCUGGAAACCUACAGUUCAGAUGGAAUGCUCUACAUGGUCUUCGAGUUUAUGGAUGGAGCUGACCUUUGUUUUGAGAUUGUGAAGAGAGCAGAUGCUGGGUUUGUCUACAGUGAAGCAGUAGCCAGUCACUACAUGCGUCAGAUCCUGGAGGCAUUGCGUUAUUGUCAUGACAACAACGUUAUCCACAGAGAUGUGAAGCCACACUGCGUGUUGCUUGCCUCCAAGGAGAACUCGGCCCCAGUCAAGCUGGGUGGUUUCGGAGUUGCUAUACAGCUGGGGGAGUCUGGGCUCGUGGCUGGAGGUCGGGUAGGGACCCCUCACUUCAUGGCUCCAGAGGUGGUGAAGAGGGAGCCGUACGGGAAGCCCGUGGAUGUGUGGGGGUGUGGAGUCAUCCUCUUCAUCCUGCUCAGCGGCUGCCUGCCUUUCUAUGGCACCAAGGAGCGGCUCUUUGAGGCCAUCAUCAAAGGGAAAUACAAGAUGAACCCUCGUCAGUGGAGCCAUAUUUCGGAGAGUGCUAAAGAUCUGGUGCGACGUAUGCUCAUGCUGGACCCUGCAGAGAGAAUCACUGUCUACGAGGCCCUCAAUCACCCAUGGCUUAAGGAGAGAGACCGCUAUGCAUACAAAAUCCACCUGCCGGAGACGGUGGAACAGCUGAGGAAGUUUAACGCCCGGAGGAAGCUGAAGGGGGCGGUGCUGGCUGCUGUCUCCAGCCACAAAUUCAACUCCUUCUACGGCGACCCUCCAGAGGAGCUUCCGGACUUCUCCGAAGACCCCACCUCCUCAGGACUGCUUGCUGCUGAGAGGGCUGUGUCUCAGGUGCUGGACAGUUUAGAGGAGAUCCAUGCUCUGACUGACUGCAGUGAGAAGGACGUGGACUUCCUCCACAGUGUCUUCCAGGACCAACACUUGCAUACACUACUGGAUCUCUAUGAUAAAAUCAACACUAGAUCCUCCCCUCAGAUCAGAAACCCUCCCAGUGAUGCUGUGCAGAGAGCCAAAGAGGUGUUGGAGACCAUCUCCUGUUACCCAGAGAACAUGGAGGCUAAAGAGCUGAGGAGAAUCCUCACUCAGCCUCAUUUCAUGGCCUUACUGCAGACGCACGAUGUGGUGGCACACGAGGUGUACAGCGACGAGGCGCUCAGGGUGACCCCGCCCCCCACCUCGCCCUACCUGAACGGAGACUCGCCCGAGAGCGUUAACGGAGACAUGGACCUGGAGAACGUCACGCGGGUCCGACUGGUCCAGUUUCAGAAGAACACAGAUGAACCCAUGGGUAUCACACUGAAGAUGAAUGACCUGAACCACUGCAUCGUAGCCAGGAUAAUGCAUGGAGGAAUGAUUCACAGACAAGGAACGCUGCACGUGGGAGACGAGAUCCGAGAGAUCAACGGCAUCAGCGUGGCCAAUCAGACGGUAGAGCAGCUGCAGAAGAUGCUGAGAGAAAUGCGAGGAAGCAUCACCUUCAAAAUUGUCCCCAGCUACAGGACACAGUCACUGUCAUGUGAUAAGGAAUCUCCAGACUUGUCCAGACAGUCCCCUGCCAACGGCCAUGCCAGCGUCACUAGCUCCAUCCUGGACUUGCCAGCCACUCUCCAGCCUAAAGGACGACAGAUCUACGUUCGUGCCCAGUUUGAGUACGACCCGGCUAAGGAUGACCUCAUCCCCUGUAAAGAGGCUGGCGUCCGCUUCAGAGUGGGUGACAUCAUUCAGAUCAUCAGCAAGGACGACCACAACUGGUGGCAAGGCAAACUGGACAACACCAAAAACGGAACCGCUGGACUCAUCCCCUCUCCAGAACUACAGGAGUGGCGUGUGGCCUGUAUUGCGAUGGAGAAGACUAAGCAGGAGCAGCAGGCCAGCUGUACCUGGUUUGGGAAGAAGAAGAAACAGUACAAAGACAAGUAUCUAGCCAAGCACAACGCAGUCUUUGACCAACUAGACCUGGUCACAUAUGAGGAAGUGGUAAAACUGCCAGCCUUCAAGAGGAAAACCCUGGUUUUACUAGGUGCCCACGGCGUUGGAAGACGACACAUUAAAAACACACUCAUCUCCAGGCACCCAGAUAGAUUCGCCUACCCCAUCCCACACACGACCAGACCCCCCAAGAAAGACGAGGAGAACGGGAAGAACUACUACUUCGUGUCACAUGACCAGAUGAUGCAGGACAUCUCCAACAACGAGUACCUGGAAUACGGCAGCCACGAAGACGCCAUGUACGGCACGCGACUCGAGACCAUACGCAAGAUUCACGAACAGGGCAUGAUCGCCAUCCUGGACGUGGAGCCCCAGGCACUGAAGGUCUUGCGGACGGCAGAAUUUGCUCCCUACGUUGUCUUUAUAGCUGCACCCACCAUAACACCAGGAAUCAAUGAGGACGAGUCCCUGCAGCGGCUGCAGAAGGAGUCGGAGGCCUUGCAGAGGUCCUACGCCCACUACUUCGACCAAACCAUCAUAAACAACGAGAUUGACGACACUAUCCGCUUACUGGAGGAGGCCAUUGACCUGGUGUGCACCACGCCCCAGUGGGUCCCUGUGUCUUGGGUGUAUUAA
Molecule: messenger RNA, 2994 nt
Organism: Chanos chanos (milkfish)
Lineage: Eukaryota; Metazoa; Chordata; Actinopteri; Gonorynchiformes; Chanidae
Gene: caskb
Product: calcium/calmodulin-dependent serine protein kinase b
Exons: 27
Coding region: 214-2994 (926 amino acids)
Biological process (GO): protein phosphorylation
Molecular function (GO): protein kinase activity; ATP binding; protein binding
Source: RefSeq, a predicted model, not a curated record